Messenger RNA from Miscanthus lutarioriparius, 1566 nucleotides. Lineage: Eukaryota; Viridiplantae; Streptophyta; Magnoliopsida; Poales; Poaceae. The record is from the annotation of a GenBank genome assembly.
AUGGAGAUGGGCACGGUUCUGGGUGCCAUGGAGGAGUACACCUUCACCUUCGUGGCCAUGGCUGUGGGGUUCCUAGUGCUUGUGCAUUUGUACGAGCCGUACUGGAAGGUGCGCGCCACGGGCCCGGGCCCGGGCCCGUGCCGCUCAUCGGCCACCUCCACCUGCGUCUUCCCUGUGCUCGCCAAGAAGCACGGCCUAUCUUCAGGACCGGCCCUGGGAAGGCAGCCAUUGAUCAUUGUAGCCGACGCAGAGCUCUGCAAGGAGGUGGGCAUCAAGAAGUUCAAGAGAAUGCCUAACAGGAGCUUGCCUUCGCCCAUCGCCAAUUCUCAAAUACACCGGAAAGGCCUCUUCGCUACAAGGGAUUCGAGGUGGUCGGCGAUGCGAAAUGUUAUCGUCUCGAUCUACCAGCCGUCGCACCUCGCCGGGCUGAUCCCGACGAUGGAGUCGUGCAUCGAGCGCGCUGCGACGACGAACCUCGACGACGGCGAGGAGGUCAUCUUCUCCAAGAUGGCGCUGAGCCUCGCCACCGACGUCAUCGGUCAAGCGGCGUUCGCUGCGGACUUUGGCCUCUCGGGAAAGCCGGCGGUGCCUGACGAUGAUACGAAGGGUGUCGACGACGUCGGUGAUGCAGCAAAGGCGAAGGCGUCAUCGAAGUUCAUAAACAUGCACAUCCACUCGACCACGUGGCUCAAGAUGGACCUGUCGGGGUCGCUCUCCACCAUUCUUGGCACGCUCGUGCCCUUCCUGCAGAAGCCGCUGCGGCAGGUGCUCUUGAGGGUCCCCAGCUCCGCCGACCGGGAGAUCACCCGUGUGAACGGCGAGCUCCGUAGGAUGGCGGACGGCCUCGUCGCCGCCUGCGCAGCGGAGAGGGAGCGUGCGCCGGCGGCGUCACAGUCACAGCAGCACAAGGACUUCCUCUCCGUGGUGCUCGCGGCGAAGGAGAGUGACGCGUCCACGCGGGAGCUGCUCUCGCCGGACUACUUGAGCGCGUUGACCUACGAGCACCUCCUCGCUGGGUCGGCGACCACGGCGUUCACGCUAUCCUCCGUGGUCUACCUCGUCGCCAAGCACCCGGAAGUGGAGGAGAAUCUGCUUCGGGAGAUCGACACGUUCGGCCCUCGCGGCACCGUGGUGAAGGAGUCGAUGAGGCUGUUCAUGGUGUCGCCAUUGGUGGCGCGAGAGACCUCCGAGCGACUGGAGAUUGGUGGCUAUGUGCUUCCAAAGGGCACAUGGGUGUGGAUGGCACCAGGGGUCCUCGCCAAGGAUCCCCACAACUUCCCGGACCCGCAGUUGUUCCGACCAGAGCGGUUCGAACCAGCCGGUGACGAGCAAAAGAAGCGGCACCCAUACGCGUUCAUCCCUUUUGGAAUCGGCCCCAGGGUUUGCAUCGGCCAGAAGUUCGCCAUCCAGGAGAUCAAGCUCGCGAUAAUCCACCUCUAUCAGCACUAUGUGUUCCGGCAUUCUCCCAGCAUGGAGUCCCCUCUAGAGUUUCAGUUUGGGAUUGUGGUCAACUUCAAGCAUGGUGUCAAGCUUCACGUCAUCAAGAGGCAUGUGGCUUGUCUCUAG